GUUAUCGCUUUCUAAUCAGUUUCUUUUUUGGAUGUUAGCUGCUGGAAAGAGCAAAAAGCUAUAAAGAGCUUUCAAUUGAUUAACCUAUGGUAACUUCAAAACAACUUGAAAGACUAUUUCAUAAUUUCACUCAACAGAACGUGACAAAGAAAAGUAGUCAGGAAAGGAUGGCCUGCAUGCAAGGACCUCGAGGGUUACCAGGCGCCCCCGGUUCACCUGGACCUACUGGUCCCCAAGGCCCUCAAGGACCAAGUGGUAAAAGAGGAAGAAAGGGAACCACGGGUCCCCCUGGACCCCAGGGAAAACGAGGCAGUAGAGGAUUACCAGGAUCCCCCGGACCUGCAGGCCCGUCUGGUAAAUCAACACAACGUGAAGGAAGUCCCAGUAAUGGACGUCAGUUAGAAUCACCACACUUUGUUACAAAGCCUUCUCCUUUCAUGACGGUGAAAGAAAAACAAGACGUGACACUACCUUGCAAAGCAACUGGGUUCCCACCGCCAGUAAUCACGUGGUACAAAGAUGGUCACGUGAUAGAAGAAGAAAAAAAACAGUUUAAGAGAAGACAUUUGGAAAUAAAGAAUAUAUUAUAUGAAGAUCACGGCGUCUACACUUGUACAGCCGAGAAUCUGUUGGGCAGAGUUCAGUUAUCAGUUAACGUAACUGUGAAAGUACCUGCAAAGUUUGUUAAAAAACCAAAGAGUUCAGUGACCGCUUACAAGAACUGGGACGCAAUUCUCAAAUGUGACAUAUUUGGUUACCCCUUCCCUGAGGUCAAAUGGACAAGAUCACUCAAACAACUUCCAAUUAACAGACAUGUUAUUGAUGGUCACAAACUUACGAUAAAAAACACAACAGAGGACGACGGUGGUGCUUACCUAUGUGAAGGAGAGAAUCAACUUGGGAGCGUCAUAGCGGUAACAUGGAUAAAUGUGAAAGAUGUUGUGAAUCCGCACAUAGUGUUAAACCCUCCCAGUGAAAUCAGAGUGCAGAAUGUUGGUGAUUCAGUCAAGUUGAAUUGCUCUGCUAGUGGCUUGCCGCUACCUAAAGUCAAAUGGUUCAAGGAUGGUAGCUUAAUUUCUACGGCGGCGCACGAGGACAAUGAUUUGAUAAAAAGUACAUUGGUUAUUCAUCGCUUCAAGCCAAGAGACGCUGGGAUCUACACAUGUCUGUUUGAGAAUGACAAGAAUGGGACAGCGGAAAAUAGCACUUCUCUAAUCUUAGUGAAUUGUCUUGAUCCUGGUUCUCCAUUAAACGGACAAAAACACGGAUUACGAUACUGGACUGGGGAAUUUGUGUCAUUCAUUUGUCAUCCGGGAUAUCGCUUGAUUGGACCAACCACUAGAAAAUGUCUGCCUUCUGGUAACUGGAGUGGUAUACAGCCUUCAUGCUUCAAAGCUUGUCCUCCGUUGGGAAACCUGAAGCACGGUUUAGUCCACGGACAGCACUAUUGGGAAGGAAAACAUAUUUCCUUCACUUGCAAUCCUGGUUACUGGUUAAAAGGAUCCUCAGAACGUUACUGCUUGACGAAUGGUACUUGGUCAGGAGUUCAACCUUCGUGUAUUGGAAUGAAAAUACAGUCAAAUAUUUUACAAAGCAAUGAACGUUUCGCAAGAUACUUCAGUCAAUUUAUGGAACCAGUGACUGGUUCGCAUUUAUAUUGGAAGCUGUGUUACCGCGCCACCAAUCAUGGCUGGUCGGCAAGUACCUUCCACAGCAACUGUGACGGUAAGGGCAGAACAGUUACCAUCAUCAAGAAAGACCAAUACGUGUUUGGAGGAUACACAGAUAUUUCCUGGGAUACCAGUGGUAGCUAUGGUUCCACUCCCAAUGCUUUCAUAUUUUCACUCCGCAACAAAGAAGGUCUUGGACCAUUCAAGAGCAUGGUGACACACCCAGCAUAUGCAAUUUGCAGGAGCUCAAGUUAUGGUCCAACAUUUGGUAGAGGGUGGGACAUCUGCAUUGGUAACAAUGCCAACAGUAACACUAAUUCAUACACAGACUUUGGUGAACACAACGACUACUCUGUUCCAAGUGGAGUACAAGACCAGUGCACAAUCCUGGCUGGGACUCGUUACUUCACACCUGAUGAGGUGGAGGUGUUUUAUCUUGACUGAAUCACCGCGGCAAGAUGUGGCGAUUCAAUUAUAUUUACUUGAUGUCAGUGUUGCACUUUAUAAUCUCUGUAUGUCACGAAUGUUGAUGGCACAAUCCAGAAAAAGACCGGUUUGGAAAGUACAUGUAGGUUUGGUUAUAACGGGA
Molecule: messenger RNA, 2259 nt
Organism: Orbicella faveolata
Lineage: Eukaryota; Metazoa; Cnidaria; Anthozoa; Scleractinia; Merulinidae
Product: hemicentin-2-like
Source: RefSeq, a predicted model, not a curated record